Cylicostephanus goldi is the source of this 558-nucleotide messenger RNA. The record is from the annotation of a GenBank genome assembly. NCBI's taxonomy places the organism in Eukaryota, Metazoa, Nematoda, Chromadorea, Rhabditida, Strongylidae.
AUGGAUGUCGAAAGAACUCAGUCAUCCCAGAAGGUUAUUAAGGGGACGAAGCAACUUCUUAGCAUGUUACCGACAAUCAAAUUGUUAGUUAUGAACAAUCAAAUUUUCAAACUAAAACCAGAUGCGAAAACACCAAAGACGGAAAAGAAAGCCACUGCUAAAGGCCCUAAUAAAGGUGGCGUAGAGAAACGAAGUAUAAAAACUUGUGUGCCCCAACAAGUCAAAGCUGCUUCCACAAAAGAAAAGAGGAAAUCAAGCAAAGCAGAAGCUUUGUCUCAAGCGGAGAAAAAAGUGAAUUUGGAUAUAUUAAACAUGCUGAGACGACGGAAAGAAAAAAUUCGUAAAGCCAAAUCUAUGUCUAUGACUAUAACAAAUACAAACACGAAUGACGGAACAACCGCGAUAGAGACUUCAACUAGUAAGGAGAGCACUGAGAGUACAAUGAAGCCACCUGCGCAUAGUCUCGGCACAAAAGAUGAUAAAGAGGAGUUAAAGGUAAGACUUCAGUUCAUUUUCUGCGUGCAGUCAGUGCUUGCAUUCACAGCGUCGACGAUGUGA